This is a messenger RNA of Leptidea sinapis, 3914 nucleotides long. Its product is annotated as blue-sensitive opsin-like. The transcript has 9 exons. The record is from RefSeq and is a predicted model, not a curated record. NCBI's taxonomy places the organism in Eukaryota, Metazoa, Arthropoda, Insecta, Lepidoptera, Pieridae. Bases 541 to 1452 code for a protein of 303 amino acids.
GCACUGCGCGUUCGUUGUGAAGUGAAUAUCAACAUUAGUUAGUUUGAUAAGAGAAAAUAGACGUCGAUCUGAGUUAUAGAGCAUGUGCACACCUCUCUUUAAUUAACUGGUGCUGAAAGACGUAUGCCAGCUGCGUGAGAUGGUGGCGAGGUCCGUUGUGCACUCGCGGAUAAUCAUUGUCUUCAUGGAUGACACGUUUCUUACGCAAGCUUCUGCGGAGAGCUGACGAUCGAAGCAGACAUCGGUGUCGUGCGGAGACACUAAGGGCUUUCGAUUUAACUGCACAUUUUGAAAAUAUGAUAUCGCUACAAUAUGUCGUUACGUAUGUAGCCGUAUUGUAUCCUUUUUCAUAAACAAAAGAAUUAACAUUACAGUAAUUGCUUCACCCUGAGAUGAUAAUCAUUUUUAAUACAAUAUUAAACUUUGAACAGGCUGUCUAGUAAGGAUGAAUAAAAGUGAUAUAAUAUGGUCGUUUUUAUAUUAUUUAUUAAUUAAUCUUCAGUCGAUAUCUGCGAUUGUUUGUUUAAACACAAAGCAAAAAUGUCACAUGAACAUUGUAAUUGGGAUUAUUUAUUUGAUAAGGCGAACUUUGCAGAGUUACAAAAUGGAUUAUAUAUGACAGAACUGGUAUCUACAGUGCUAAGUAUAAUUGCAAGCUUGAUGGGUUUGUUAACAAAUCUACGAUUUGAUCUGAGCUACCGCAAUCUGAUUUAUUUCACAAUGGCCACUGGUUUGCGAAGAGUAAUUUACUAUUUAAUCUCUGGGAGUAUUGAGUCCUGUAAUUAUGUUGGUUGGUGGAAUACAUUUAUCUCUGUAUAUGAAGUGGAAUGUCUCACUCACGUGUGCAUUGAACGAUACGUGGUCGCUAAAUACAUCAAUAAUGGUUGGUCCAUUAUAAAAUGGCAUUACCCGAUGUACCAAGUACUAUGUGUCCUGUUCGCUUGUUUGUAUUCGUUUCCGCCCCUUUUCGGCAUCGGAAACUAUUCUUUAGAUUUUACAUGCGAUACUUGUGCAUUCAAUAUGGAGCUACCUGAUUCCUGGAUGAAAUAUGCCAUUGUGGUGAUAUUUUUACUACGCAGUGUGAAAUCAACCUCAUUCAUGAUCGUUAUGUUGUAUUGGACUAGGAAGUUGGAGAUUUUUAAUACACGCUCCGUCAAGAUGGCGGAGCAAGCACCUUUCACUCAGAGUGUCAUUGCAAUUACCGUUGUAAAUCUGAUGUGUUGGUUACCACUAGCGUUGUUACGAGGGUGGGUGGUAUUUACUAAUCUCAUUUACGGAUAUAUGCCAAUGGCACCGUCGGGCGAGCAAGUCAAAUGGGCAUUAUGGUUAUCUUCGAUCGCGCCUGCUUUCACUGCCGCUACGCUAUUUGUAGCAGACAAGGGCAUUCGAGAGAACAUUACUAACAUUUACCAAGGGCUCAGAGAAUAUCCCACAAAGAAUAAGAAUAUGUAAAAUAUGAGAAGUAAUCACGGACGAGUAAAAAAAUAAGGACUCCGUGUCACCUUACAUAACAGUGAGGCACCAAAACAAGCCGGUAAACGUGUAAUUAUACAUAGCCCCACGCAUACACUUACACUAAUACAAGCCAAUCGGCCGCCAUUAUGAGAUUUGCCAUCGUCUGUGACAGAUCAGUUUGCGUCGCAACAAAAUAUUAACAAAAUGCCGUCAUGCGAUGUGAAAAAAUGUAAAAACAAUAAUAUAAAAGUAUUUGUGGUUAUAUGAUUAUUUAAGGGAGAAAAAACUGUGUUUACCCCGUAACCGCACACAUACUAGAAUAAAGGUGCUUCACUUGCUAAUAUGGCGCGGAGUCCUUCUGUUUUUACUAGUCUGUGGAAGCGUUAAUAUAAGCGUCUUCCUAAAAUUCACGUUGGAAUAGAUUUACUUUUAUUUAAAUCUACAAAUGUUCUAAAAAGACGCUAAAAGAAAUUUUGCGGGAUUACCAUAUGGUACGUUAAUAAAAAUGAUUUAACUCCAGAAUAGAAUUCCUCUUUUUCGGUGUCAGUAUAAAUAUAUCUAGUGGAUAUAAACUUUUAGAAAUACAAAAUAAGUAUAUUUUCAAUACAGUUGUUAAACAUGUUGUACUUUCAAAAGUUAUAAUUAUGAUUCGAAAAUUAAACCCUUUGCAUGGGCUUCUUUCUUUUAUGCGAUCAUUUAAUUAUUUUCAUUCUUUUUUCAUAUUACUUCACAUUUAUUUUAAGAGCUUGAUCUUUACUUUGCACUUUAAUUUUACUUUAUAAGCCAAUUUAAUUAUUUUAUUAGGAAGGAGGAGUUUUCAUACAUAGAAUGGAAUCGGAUAGAUUUCAUACGAGACAAAAUGUAUGAGUCUGUACGUCUAAGCAUUCAAUUCGAAAAUAUCUAUUAUCUUUUUGUAAUCACUAGUUUUAAUGUAAUUAUUUUCACAUCAACAAUUUGUCAAAAAUCGAAUGGACAUGGACAUCCGCAACAAUAGGUGUCAAGAGAUGCUUUUUUUUAAAAAAAAACAACAUCGAAAUAAACAUAUAUAAUUCUUCCAUCUGUUUUUUUAGCAUUUCCCACAGCUGCGUUCCUUUACUUUCCACCUUUGUACCACAAUGUCCAAUUUUAGUUCUAGGUAGUCGCAGCACUGUCAUAAUGUCACCAUGCUCGGGGGUCACUCUUUCAAUACUUACAAGAGGCAUUCAGCAAAUACAUAAAAAACAACAUUGUAACAAUCGUUAUUUAAUCCUGGUAACAUUAAACUGACAAAUAUUUAUACAGAAAAUAAAAUUGUAGUUGUAUAUUUAUAUUAGGUAUUUACAUUUAAAUUAUAUUCACCUAUCCCAAAAAUAUUUGCAAGCGAAAAAAUUCGAGGCUUGCUGUUUAUAACUUAAUUUGGAAUUUUUAUUUACACGAAAUUACCAAUUGUUUGAGUAAGAAUAAAACUUACUCAAAUUCUGUAAAAAAGCUUAAGAAAGAACAUUUAUUGGCAUGAUUCUGGGUAAUAAAAACCUUUUUUUUCUAUUAAUUAAUGUACAUGCCUCGUUAUUAUAACUACAAAAAUUGUGCAUUAAAUAACCCUUACCGGUAAUAUGAUCAUAUAUAUAGCUUUAAAUGCAGUGUGAGCUGUGAAUAUGUGUUAUAUACCGUUAACUCGAUAUAUUUUGGUAAAACCCCAAUUUAUUCACGGCCAUUUUUAAAUUCCACAAUUAGGGCCGUAUAUUUUAAUUUAAAUACUUAUUUGAGUUAUUCCUGUCUCCGGCAGUUCAAAGGAGACACAGACAUGCUUAUGAAAAAUUAAGGAAUUAAUGUGAAUACGGGAUAUUAUUGUCAAAUACUCACGUACGUACCUUUAAAACGAUAAGUACAAUUAAAAAAGGAGUGUCUAUGCAACUAUUUUUCUACAAAGUAUUUAUAAAUUUAUUGUGUAUAAUAGGAAAGAUACAGAUAAAUAAUGUUUAUUACGUAGGCUAUAUUUAUCAUGUAUAUUCUAUGAUCUAGGUAUGUUUGGUCCACAAUAAGGCCUUGUAUGAAGAGUAGGUAUAGAUUAAUUAUUGUAUUUAGUAUUUACAAUAUUGUAAGAUUGUCAAUCUUAUUAAUUAUUAUAAACGUACUUAUAAUAAUUUUAUAUCAUAUUAUUUUUAUUUGUAUUUUAUCAACUAUUUGAAAGUAUAAUUAAUUAAGACAGAUAAGAUAUGUAGCCGUUACAAUAAGUUAUUCUUAACAUAUCGUGCAUCAGGGUAAGUCCGGAUAACUCAAUUAUGUUUUUCAUGUGAAACAUGAUUUUAUAGCUAAUCGUCACGUUUUUCGGUUACGCGCCAUGUUGUUUUUGUUUUAAAUGCCACAAUAUUGACUGACAACUGACAUUAUAUACAUUGUCUAUUCUAAUAGAAUUUGAUCGAUUUUGAAGUGAAACUUCUAUAUCGACGUAUGGUAGAAUUUAAAAAAAAUCGACACAC